UCCCGGAGUGGUCUUAACGGAAAGAGAAAACCCUUAAGACUGGAAGUGAUGCAAAAACUUUAACUUGCUAAACAUUGUUGUCAUUUUUAUUGGAGUAAUACAAUAAAAAAUGCUUUAUAUGAAGCAUUUAUAUUUAUAUUUAGGAUUUAUAUUAAGUCCCGUUCCGUUAGAAGGCGUGUCUCCGCUUUCAUUGUUGUGUUUCUGGUUUUGCUCAUUUGUAACGGGGUUGUUUUUAGUAAUUCUGUAUUAGGUUUUUUUAUUUAGUAAUUUCUGUAUUUGUAUUAUUCUGUAUUUUUCAAACUAUGUUUGAAAAGUCCAGUUUUGACCCAAAUCACAUGACCAAGCAGCUGAAACCAUGGAGACGUGUUGUUAUUGUUCGCUGUGAUGUCACAAAGAGGAUGGGUUCUAGAGAAUUUGAAAAAAUGCUGCAAAGUCCUCCUGUUACCAUUGACGACCCAACAGCCGACCAGCUCAGAAGCAGCACUUUGGCUCCAGCUUUUCCUCAGAAACACUCUGAACCCCAAGUUUCUUCUUCAUCCACAUAAAGUCUGUACGAGACAGAAGAGACGCCAUCAUGGAAGAAACAGAGCAGCGCUACACUUGGAGAUCUCUUUUACUUCCAAACCCGAGCGAUCCUGACAAUCCAAGACUUGUUGUUAGAAGAAUUCCAAUUCCUGGAACAUCAGAGAACCCAGAGGAGACCAUCAACUCUGUUCCAAAGACACCGACUGGCCCGGUUCCAGAGUUUGGACUGAGCUCCUCUUCAGACUCAGACUCUCCUCCAAGAAGUCUCUCCGCUGCCUCCUCUGCUUCUCCUCCAACUCAGUGUUCUUCAUCACACAAGGAGGACUUCACAGGAAAUCAUGUAGGAAGAUGUGAUGGACCCAGUUCUUCACACAGGUCUCCAAAGACCUCCUCAAAUGUUCAGCUGAGCUCCAGUACAAGCUUGACAGAGCAGCGCUACACUUGGAAAUCUCUUUUGCUUCCAAACCCGAGUGAUCCUGACGAUCCAAUACUGGUUUUGAGAAGAAUUCCAAUUCCUGGAACAUCGGAGAACCCAGAGGAGACCAUCAACUCUGUUCCAAAAACACAGACUGGCGCAGUUCCAGAGUUUGGACUGAGCUCCUCUUCAGACUCAGACUCUCCUCCUCAGAAAUAUCUCUAUGCUCCAUCCUCUCCAAACAUCAACUCUGUUCCCAGAACACCUACGGGUGGUUUGAGUUUCUCCUCAGAUUCAGACACUCCUCCAAGACGUUUCUCCACUGCUUCCUCUGCCUCUCCUCCAACUCAGUGUUCUUCAUCACACAAGGAGGACUUCUGGACCUACGAGAAGCUGAAAGACCAAGACAAGCUUGUUCUAAAGAGACAACACACAGGAAAUCCUGUAGGGAGAUGUGAUGGACCCAGUUCUUCAAAGAGACCUUCAAACACCUCACACCCCAAGAUAAAACCCGUACCGCCCCCGAAAAUGAACAUUACGAAUGCAAAGUGGGUCAAGAAGCUCAAAGCCAUACUGGCAGAAAGAAAAAGGGAGCAUGGACAGCAGAACUUUAAGAGAAGUGCUAAAAGUACGGAUGCUGCACCAACAGCCAAAAAAAUGAAGAAGACAAACUCCUGAUUUAUUUUUAGAAAUUUCAAUAUUUAAAACUAUUUUAUUCUCUUUUUGUUCAUCCUAGUCAACCGUUGUUGUGUUUUAAUAAACUUUGUAC
This is a messenger RNA of Oryzias latipes (Japanese medaka), 1709 nucleotides long. RefSeq lists its product as uncharacterized. The record is from RefSeq and is a predicted model, not a curated record. Lineage: Eukaryota; Metazoa; Chordata; Actinopteri; Beloniformes; Adrianichthyidae.